Messenger RNA from Ctenocephalides felis (cat flea), 950 nucleotides. RefSeq names its product altered inheritance of mitochondria protein 3-like. The transcript is spliced from 6 exons. Bases 1 to 786 code for a protein of 261 amino acids. Gene Ontology annotation, molecular function: structural constituent of chitin-based larval cuticle. NCBI's taxonomy places the organism in Eukaryota, Metazoa, Arthropoda, Insecta, Siphonaptera, Pulicidae. The record is from RefSeq and is a predicted model, not a curated record. Gene Ontology annotation, cellular component: chitin-based extracellular matrix.
AUGGUGCAUAAUGAAGAUGGAUCUUAUACUUAUGGAUACGAAGGAGCCGAUGGAUCAUUCAAAAUAGAAACUAAAUUGGCGACGGGUGAAGUGAAAGGAAAAUAUGGAUAUGUCGAUGAAAAUGGAAAGGUACGAGUGGUAGAAUAUGGUGCAAACAAAUAUGGCUUCCAACCAGCUGGUGAGGGUAUAACUGUGGCACCACCAACGUUGGUCGAUGAAACUACAAGGAAGGAUGGAUCGAUAAAUCCAGAUUAUGAUGAUGGUUCCUUCUACCAAGUUACCGCUGCUCCUAAACCACAGCAGCAAGUGUCACGUGUAUCCCGACCACCAUCGCACGCAGUUCCGCAAUUCCAAGAAUAUGAACCUCAACAGUAUGAGCAGCCCCAGGUCGUGCAAUAUAGGCCAUUGCCACCAGGCGCUAGAUCCCAGGCUGUGCCAAGUGUGGUUUACUCUCCACAACCAAGACCGCCCAGGCCAGAACCAGUCGACUACUCAGUGUCGAACGCUAGAUCACAGCCACAUUAUACCCAAAUUGAUUCAUCUGCGGCCAGACCUGCGCCACACCAAACUUUGUUCAGAGCCCAACCAGCACCCCCAUCUUAUAGCGUGAGACCUGAACCACAGGUACCACAAGUAUCUUAUGCCAGCCAACCCGCUCCAGUGAGGCCGAGUCCACCAGUUAGGCAAACACCAGCCAGAGGAGUUUUGGACCAAUUAGCUAAAGAUUAUGCUCUACCUCCAGGCGGUGCACCCGCUCUGCACGAUGUCAGCUUCGGCUAUUAUUAAGUCAAUGCACUUGUUACGUUUCAAAGAUAAAAACAUUUACGAAAACAAAAGUCACCAAUCGACAACAAUUAAAAAAAUUGCGUUAGUCAAACAUAAUAAUGAGUUAGUGCAGUGAUCAAAUUCUUACUUUGAAUCUUAUUGUAAGUUCACAUAUGUAAACCAUG